GUAAGAGAAAACAGUUAAAACUUUGUACAAGUGAUGUGUUUUCUGCGAAAUCUAGCACUACUGAAACAUUAUAAAUAAUAUUUAUCCGCAUGGACGUAAAGGGUGAUCUUCAUAGAGAAUGAAUUCAACGACUACUGGGGUAAAAAAGCCAGGUAUUUGCAGAUAUUUUGCAAGUACGGGGACGUGUUUUUAUGGAGAUGAUUGCCAAUUUCUUCAUCACCAUCCUGAUCAGAUGCAGCAUUUAAAUGGUGUGACUGCCAACCCUGGAUCUCAGCUGACAGAGGAGAGCGAUAUAACUGAAGAAAUAGGUACCGUAGUAGAGUGUGCGGAGCUCACAGAUUAUGUUUCAGCAAUCUCUUUGUCAGAAGCCAACGGGCUUCCGGCAGAAUCUAAGUUAAAGUCCUACUUGCCUCUUCCUCGGUCGUCUGCAGCAGCUCCAGUGAGUUACUACCAGGACAGCGUGAAGGGAUUCGUGAAGCCAGCUGUUGCUCCGAGUGUGAGUGGCAGCAGCAGUGGUCUAGUUACGAGCUUCAGUAACAUCUCCAUCACCGGCAAGGGGACGCCGGUGUCAGGUGACAAUACGCAGACGACUCCUCCCGGAAUGGUACACAGCUCCUCGACGCCAUCAUUCUCCAACUUCACCGCAACGAAUUCGCAAGCGUUUCAAUCUUCCUGGGGGCAAGCCGGCUUGAGUCCAGGAAACAGCCCCCGGACCAGCCCACCACACUCACCAAACGCCGCGAGAAAAAGCAAGUCACCCGCUCCAGCAAAAGCCAACCGAGAUUUCACCCCACCUCCAAAACUUGCUCAGUACCAGGAAAAUGUUGGUGGCACAACUUACUUCUUCACAGAGGAGGUACAACCUGUACAAAAGCCAAGCAUUGUGCUUCCAGACUACCACGUGUACCCGUCACCCCCUGCUCACGUGGCUCAGAUGAAGCAAAAGCCAAACUCGCCCUCGUUCUUCAUGUCCGACGAAAUCCGCAUGGAAAUACUUAACAAGCACACGCUCGUGAUGGCGCAAGUCAACCCGGAGCAGUAUCCGGAUAUUCCGACGGAGGUCGACAACUACCACCACCUGGUGCCACUCGAACCGCCUCCUGUCAACCCGAUGGAGAAGUCGAACACGUUUGGCUACACGACGUCCGUCUACAAGGCGACGCACAUGAAGACGGGGUUGACCUACUGCCUGCGCAGAAUCCACGGCUUCCGAUUGGUGAACACGAAAGCUCUGCAGCUCGUGGAUUUCUGGAAGAAGCUGCAGCAUGCAAACAUUGUGCAGCUGAGGGAGGUGUUCACAACCAAGGCAUUCGGAGAUCACUCUCUGGUAUUUGCACAUGAUUAUCACCCUGCAGCAGAAACCCUGAUGUAUCGCCACUUCUCUUCGCAUUCUCAUCACAUGGAUGGCGGUAAAGGCUUCGGCGGCGGUGGCGGCGGCGGCGGCAGCAGCAGCAGCAACCGCGGCCUACUUCCGGAGAACGUGAUCUGGGGUUACGUGGUGCAGCUGAGUUCGGCGCUGCGCACGAUCCACGCGGCUGGCCUAGCCUGCCGUGUGAUGGACCCCACGAAGAUACUCGUCACCGGCAAGAACAGGUUGCGAGUAAACUGUGUGGGAAUUUUCGACGUGCUGAGUCUGGAUGCUACUCAACCAAACCCUAUCGCCAUGAUGCCACAGAAUCAGCAAGAAGACUUGAUAUCGUUGGGGAAGAUUGUGCUUGCACUUGCCUGCAACUCUGUCGCUGCCAUCCAACGAGAGCACAUACACAACUCGAUGGAGAUGGUCGCUCGAAACUACUCUGGAGAUCUGAAGAAUCUUAUCCUGUACCUGCUGACGAACCAGCCGCGGCUGCGAAGCGUGAACGACAUCAUGCCGAUGAUUGGCGCCCGCUUCUACUCGCAGCUCGACAGCGCCCUCUGCAAGGUCGACGUGCUCGAAGCCGAACUCGCAAAGGUAGGUCAGAAUAAACGCGACUUUAGGGUGUUCAUUAGAAUGAUGACCGCUGUUCACACACACAGGUACAACAUGGAUCCAUCUUGGUCUGAGACAGGAGACAGGUAUCUCCUCAAGUUGUUCCGCGAUUACCUGUUCCAUCAGGUACGGGAGGACGGCACUCCGUGGAUAGACAUGGCCCACAUUGUGCAGUGCAUUAACAAGCUGGACGCCGGCGUUCCGGAGAAGGUGCAGCUGAUGUCUCGUGACGAACAGAACAUCCUCGUCGUCAGCUACGCCGACCUCAAGCACUGCGUCGAGACGUCGUACAGCGAACUGCUGCAUCCCGUCGGAGCUCCGCAUCUCAACGCUCAGCUGCCGCCGCCCGGCCCGCCCCCGAGUUAGUGCGGAGGUCAGAGGUCGCGUCGGCGAUCGACGGUCGCAGCUGGCAGCCUCCGAUGACGACGAAACGAUCCUCUCGUGUCAAAGGUCGGUUUGGUGGUCAAAGGUCACCGAUGGUGGUGUUGGUUGGCUGGACGACCGGCUCUUGUGUCAAAGGUCUCAUCAGGGGUGAAAGGUUGCGGGCGGCGAUCGCGGGUGAAUUUCAUGAAACUACGUGUGUAACAUUUUGUGUGGUGAAACGUGAGUAGUUCUAUACGGAAGGUUUAACCGUAAAAAGACGUGUGUUGCUGCUGCUGCGCUAGCGUGAUAGAUCGCAUAAAUGACUGCGCUACUACGUGGAUGUAUGCAAUGCGAUCGGUUUCAGCGAUUGCAGUUUCCUUCACGAGACCAGACGAGCUGCUAUUGGGGGCCAUUAAGUUUAUAGCAAGAUCUGUAGAUACCCAGUAACGUCUAGUCGGGGGGGCUUGGGGUCCAUGAUUGCUAGUGACGCCGGUAUUACGUACGCCUCAUCAGCAUUAACGAUACGAUACGUGCAUUUGAGGAGGGAGGGGGGCGGUAUUAUCUCCGUGGUGCUUUGCGCUUGUGAGCGAUGUCACUUGCUACAUGUCGCACUGUUUGCAUCGGGCCAGCGAAAACUUCAACUUUAAAGUCGUUGCCCGUAUCUGCUAGUUAAUGCUCAUUUUCGAAGUUCGCGUACGUAUGUGGGAUUACGUGUUCGCUGAGCUUCCAUGUCGUACUUCGCCUAACGAUUAACUAGGUAUGACAACGAUGUUAGUUGUUACGACAAUGAUGUUAGUUGCUAUGACAACCGUGUUACUUGCU
Molecule: messenger RNA, 3154 nt
Organism: Priapulus caudatus
Lineage: Eukaryota; Metazoa; Priapulida; Priapulimorpha; Priapulimorphida; Priapulidae
Product: PAB-dependent poly(A)-specific ribonuclease subunit PAN3-like
Exons: 17
Coding region: 119-2335 (738 amino acids)
Biological process (GO): mRNA processing; protein phosphorylation; nuclear-transcribed mRNA poly(A) tail shortening
Cellular component (GO): PAN complex; P-body
Molecular function (GO): protein kinase activity; poly(A) binding; metal ion binding
Source: RefSeq, a predicted model, not a curated record